This is a messenger RNA of Pediculus humanus corporis (human body louse), 1218 nucleotides long. RefSeq names its product aspartate aminotransferase, putative. Gene Ontology annotation, cellular component: mitochondrion. The record is from RefSeq and is a predicted model, not a curated record. The coding region runs from base 1 to 1218 and encodes 405 amino acids. NCBI's taxonomy places the organism in Eukaryota, Metazoa, Arthropoda, Insecta, Psocodea, Pediculidae. The transcript is spliced from 6 exons. Gene Ontology annotation, molecular function: L-aspartate:2-oxoglutarate transaminase activity; pyridoxal phosphate binding. Gene Ontology annotation, biological process: biosynthetic process; L-aspartate catabolic process.
AUGAAAAUUUUUAGGUCUACAUGGUGGUCAAAAGUAGAAAUGGGACCUCCAGAUGCUAUUCUUGGUAUUACUGAAGCUUUUAAAAAGGAUAACAAUCCUAAUAAAAUAAAUCUCGGAGUCGGAGCUUACAGAGAUGAUAAUGGAAAACCUUUUGUCCUUCCAAGUGUAUUAGAGGCUGAAAAUCGAUUAAAAGCAAAACAGUUAGAUAAAGAAUAUUCUCCAAUUUCUGGAGUACCUGAAUUUUGUAAAUUAAGUAUUAAUUUGGCUUUGGAUAAUGAAGAAAUUUUAAAUAAUGGUCUUAAUGCAACGGUUCAAGGGAUUUCAGGCACAGGAUCUCUCAGAAUCGGUGGAGCAUUUUUGGUAAAUUUUUUUCCCGGUAGCAAAGAAAUUUAUCUGCCUACACCAACCUGGGGAAAUCAUAUUCCAAUAUUUAAACAUUGUGGUCUAAAUGUAAAGCAUUACAGGUACUACGACCCGAAAACAUGUGGUUUAGACUUUAAAAGUGCGUUGGAUGACAUUUCCAAAAUGCCAUCAAACAGUAUAAUUUUGUUACAUGCAUGUGCUCAUAAUCCUACUGGUGUCGAUCCCAAACCUGAACAAUGGAGAGAACUUUCGAAAGUUAUCAAAGAAAAAAAAUUAUUUCCCUUUUUUGAUAUGGCAUAUCAAGGAUUUGCCUCGGGGGAUGUUGCAAAAGACGCUUUUGCCGUACGAGAAUUCAUUAAAGAUGGCCACGAAAUAGCUCUUGCACAAUCCUUUGCAAAAAACAUGGGACUUUAUGGGGAACGAGUUGGCGCUUUUUCUUUAAUAACGACAUCGAAAGACGAAAUGGAACGUUUACUUUCGCAAUUAAAAAUCAUAAUUAGACCAAUGUAUUCAAAUCCUCCAAUUCAUGGUUCGAGAAUUGUAACGGAAAUACUAAGUGAUUGUGAAUUAAAAUCUCAAUGGUUAAAAGAUGUUAAAUUGAUGGCUGAUAGGAUAAUAGGAGUUCGUUCACAACUUCACGACUGUUUAAAAAAAGAAGGAUCAUCCAAAGACUGGUCACAUAUUACUGAUCAAAUAGGAAUGUUUUGUUACACUGGCCUAAAACCUGAACAGGUUGAGAGACUUACUAAAGAUUUCAGUAUAUAUUUAACAAAAGAUGGUAGAAUAUCAAUGGCUGGAGUAACAUCAAAGAAUGUUGAAUAUUUAGCUAAAUCCAUACAUGAAGUCACUAAAUAA